AACAUAUGGAGGGAGUUAUGCUGCUUGCUCAUCGAUAUCAGCUCUGUAACAAACAAGGAGUUCUCUGCGUUCAUUACAUAUAUAACCUCCGAGCCCUGCUUUUGUUCAAUCGUCGUCGUCGGCCUGCACCUCCAGUUCUUCAUUCAUUCAAUUUCUAUGACUUAAGAAAAGAGACCAAUCGUCGACUCCACAGCCAUCGUCUUACGGGAAAUUGGAAGCAGAUAUAGAGAUGGCGAUGCGAGACCUAGUUGCUGGAGGAGCGGCAUGUGCGGUUCCGGGUUCUUCAUCUUCCAAUCCUCUUGGCGCUCUUGCCAAUACACUCCUAGGCUCCUCUUCUAAAACUCAGGAAAGGCUAAAGGAAAUCCCCACAGCGACUGCUACAAGUUCGGAGAAUCGAUUUUUCCAGGAUGUUGAGGACCCUCUGAGAGCACUUCCAGGGGCUGAAUUUGAACAACAGCAAUUUUCUCACCCCGGUGCUCAGGGCUCGGAAUUCCUUGCUGGGUUUCGCUCUGCUGAUCAGAAUGGACUCGUGGAUGCCUGGGAUGAGAUACAGCGGUCUCAUGUUCCCCCUCUAUCUGUGGCUAACAUUCCUCUAUUGGAUCAUGGGUAUGAUCGUGGACCUCAGCUUCAACCCACUUUGGAUGGACCGCCCCAAAGAGUGUUGUCUAGCUUUUUGCGGUCAUUUGUUGAAAGUAGCCACGGUGGAGUCCCUUUUCGUCCUGCUCCAUUGCCUUUGUUAGGAUUAUCUGAAGGCGAAAAACAGUGCAUACGUGAUCGUAGCAGCAUAAUGGCCAGGCACUUCUUUGCUGAUAAGAGUGAAGAUUUCAUUAAUGCACAGGUGAAUGCACUAUUGUCUUCAUUAGAUAUUGACGGUGAUGCUCAUGCAAAGGGGCCUUCACCUGGGAGAUUUCAAGAGCUGGAGGAUUACUGGAAUGAGUCACAGGGUAGUUUGAGACCUGGCCCUCAUGCUGCCGAUGGAUGGAUUGCAGAAUUUAACCAGCAAAGGUUAAAACAUAGUGAUCCUGAUGGUUGGGCUCAUGCAUUUGAACGGCAACAUGGUGCUAAUGGUUGGGUCUCUGAAUUUGAGCAGGAACAACAGUUGGCAUCAAUGGAUCAAAUGAGAGGUGCAAAUACCCCAAACUUAGCUGCAAUGGAACAGACUCGUAUGCUUGCCCACACACUUGCUCGAAAUAAUGACCCUAAAUUUCAGAAUUCAAAGUUUCUUCAAUUUGUGUCAAAGAUGAGUCGUGGUGAACUUAUUAUUGAUGAUAAUCAAGUGAAGCCAGCUGUUGGACCUAGUGAUUGGGCAACAGAAUAUCAGCAACAACAUAUUGGGGGUACUUCUUGGGCUGAUGAAUAUGUGCGUGAUGAGGUUUCUCAUGGACCUGAUCGAUGGGUGAAUGAGUUUUGGACCGAAAGAGAGCAAAAUGGAUCUAUUGAUGAUCAAUGGGUAAAUGAAUUCUCAAAGUUGCAUGUUAAUGACUGGGUAGAAGAAUUUGGGCAGCAGGUAGAUGCAGGAGCCUUGGGGGCUAGUUCAACUGAUGAUUGGGCAAAUGGCUAUGAUGAGUACCUGAAUGAACAAGUUGCUGUCAAGCAGCAUUCAGAAGCUUCAAGGGGAGUCUAUGUGUUCUCUGAUAUGAAUCCUUAUGUUGGUCACCUCAAUCCUUUAAAAGAAGGCCAGGAGCUAUUCCGCAAAGGGCUUUUGAGUGAAGCAGUGCUUGCUUUAGAGGCUGAAGUCUUGAAAAACCCAGAUAAUGCUGAAGGUUGGAGGUUACUUGGAAUAGCACAUGCAGAGAAUGAUGAUGAUCAACAGGCAAUUGCAGCGAUGAUGCGAGCACAGGAGGCUGAUCCCACAAAUCUUGAAGUGCUUCUUGCUCUUGGCGUGAGUCAUACAAAUGAGUUGGAGCAAGCAGUUGCCUUGAAGUACUUGUAUGGAUGGCUUAGUAAUCAUCCAAAAUAUGGAAUUCUUGCCAGUCCAGAGCUUGCUGAUUCAUUAUAUCAUGCCAAUGUUGCUAGAUUAUUCAAUGAAGCUUCCCAGAUGUCACCUGAGGAUGCUGAUGUGCACAUUGUACUUGGUGUGCUAUAUAAUUUAUCCAGAGAGUACGACAAGGCCAUUGCUUCCUUCCAAAUGGCUUUGAAGCUCAAGCCACAGGAUUACUCCCUAUGGAACAAGCUUGGUGCAACACAAGCCAACAGUGUCCAGAGUGCUGAUGCCAUUUUGGCUUAUCAACAGGCACUUGAUUUGAAGCCUAACUAUGUUCGUGCAUGGGCAAACAUGGGAAUCAGUUAUGCCAACCAGGGUAUGUACGAGGAAUCCAUUCGGUACUAUGUGCGGGCACUUGCUAUGAAUCCCAAGGCAGAUAAUGCUUGGCAAUAUUUGAGAAUUUCAUUGAGCUGUGCUUCUAGGAAAGACAUGCUGGAAGCUUGUGCUUCUCGGAAUAUAGACCUCCUGCAGAAAGAGUUUCCGCUGUAAGUUUGAAAGUGACAGAUGAAUACUAGGUUAGGUUCCAUUUGCUCAGUCAUUUGCUGAGAGUGAGGGCUAUACAUUUUAAAUCCUCCUCUGUGCCCACUAAAUAGCUACAUCCAUGUUCUGCUACAUUCACAUCUGCUUUAUACUGAGCUUGGAACACUUCACUGUGAUAUUUUCAAGUUGGAAAACCAAAUACGGAAACUGGAGCUAACACAAACAAUCGUAUGUAGUUUCAAAUGCUGUACUAGUAGGUAUCUUGAUUCUUCAACGCAGGAAUAUUAGAUGAUAAUUGUUACUUAACUAGUUUUUGUGCAUCAAGUAUUUUUAUAAUAUGUAUUGAUAUUAUUUUUUGUAUAAACAAAUAAAUAUUAAUAUUUCAAUUAGUUAAAUAAAUUUAGAAUAUUGAUUUUGAUAUUGUUA
This is a messenger RNA of Manihot esculenta (cassava), 2890 nucleotides long. Its product is annotated as peroxisome biogenesis protein 5. The transcript has 15 exons. Gene Ontology annotation, biological process: protein import into peroxisome matrix, docking. Gene Ontology annotation, molecular function: protein binding. Gene Ontology annotation, cellular component: peroxisomal membrane; cytosol. The record is from RefSeq and is a predicted model, not a curated record. Lineage: Eukaryota; Viridiplantae; Streptophyta; Magnoliopsida; Malpighiales; Euphorbiaceae. The coding region runs from base 230 to 2473 and encodes 747 amino acids.